AUGCUGCUCUCCGUUCAGCCAAGGACAGCGAUCAACCCCUACAGCGACUUCCACAGCAGAACCAGCAAAAAGCAGUCCUAUGUGUCCCCCGGCCACCAGAUGGCGCCCCCCAGUCCCAACACCAGCAGCAGUAACAGCAGCAGCGGCGGGGAACAGCUGAGCAAGACCAACCUCUACAUCAGGGGCCUUCAUCCAGGGACCAGCGACCAGGACCUGGUGAAGCUCUGCCAGCCGUAA
Molecule: messenger RNA, 237 nt
Organism: Knipowitschia caucasica
Lineage: Eukaryota; Metazoa; Chordata; Actinopteri; Gobiiformes; Gobiidae
Source: the annotation of a GenBank genome assembly